AAAUCAUAUUAAACUAAACACCAAACCUGAUAGAUUUGAACACGUUUCAUUCUUAUCUUCAAUACUUUAUUCCUAACGUUUUCUCAAUCCGGUGUGCUUUGAAAAAGUCUUCUGCUCACGGUUUCAUAUCAUAAACAAUACUAAAACAAACAUCUAUAUAUGAAACAAAACUCAUUCACACACAUUCAUAUUCAAAUUCUCUCCACACAACAAAAAUGAGCAAGGGACAUAGUAAGAACAUGUUUAUGAGAAUCAUGUGUUCACCAAUAAGAGCACUUGGAAAAGCAAGAGACGCAUACGUAAGAAGCAUAACAAACUGUGGUCAGAGCAUGAAUUACGGUAGUUAUCCAAUGGAUGCCGCUAGUAGAUUCUCUUCUUUAUCAAGAAGUCAAACAACAUCAUCAAGAAGAUCAUCAUCAUCGUCAUCAUUAUCAAGACUUGAUAAUAAUGAAGAUUUUGCUGAGCUUGUUAGAGCUGCUUCUGCAAGAACUUUGGGGAAUAGGAUGGACAUAGAUUUGGUUCUCAAACAAGAACAACAAAAGAUGAAUAAAAAGUUACCUAAGUCUAGUAGUGUUGGAAUGGCUAAGAUUGAUGAAGAUAUGCCGUUUGAUUCUGGUCUUGGGAAUGGUGUUGGUUUUGUUGUUGAUUCUUAUCCUAGAUCUAAGAGUUAUGCUGUUGGAAAUAGAACUAGGAAUGGUGUUUUCUGAAUCUAUGUUGUUGAAUUGAAUGGAAGCUUUUUGGUGUUUGUGAUAUUUGUGAGGUGUUGUAAGAAAUUAUAAGAGAGGGAUUUAAUUGAAUCUUAAUCUCUUUUUAAUUGAUAUAUUGUGAUUUGAA
Molecule: messenger RNA, 834 nt
Organism: Lathyrus oleraceus (garden pea)
Lineage: Eukaryota; Viridiplantae; Streptophyta; Magnoliopsida; Fabales; Fabaceae
Exons: 1
Coding region: 216-707 (163 amino acids)
Source: RefSeq, a predicted model, not a curated record